UGAAAAAUAUGCACUUCCCGUAUCCCCUGAUACCACCGCGCGGGCCGGCUCAUAAACAGGAAAUGCGUAGACAAUAAUUUGCCCUGCAUGUGUUGUGUGGGAUAUUCCCUGAAAGAAAAAGUACGAUGCAUCCAUGCCUCUUAAUCUUAUGCUGAGGAUUUGUUAGUUUCUGCGUGGUUUCUGGUGUGAAGUGUUUUCCUUGCAAUUCCUGGUUUGCUGUGGAAGCUGCAGGCCUAAGUGGAAGUGUCCAGGCUCUACCCACUCUUGACAGAUCUUGCGUCUUGAACGAAGUCGGUUAUUUCUGGAAGCUGACUGUAAAGUUCCAUGACCUGAAGAGGGCUUUUUUUGUAAAGAAAAGUCCUUUUUGGAACUUUAUAUUGUGAAUUCACCAAUCUAUUCAAUAUUUGGUGAAGGAAUUUAUUUUGCCGAGCCAUAUACACGUAGAUUUCAUGAAGCUGUCAUAAACAUUCGACGAUUCCAAAAUGUGAGAAACUCUAUGUUUUGCUGCUGCGGCCGUGACCUUCCGAUAACCACACACCAACGAUUCUGAAGACCUCGGUGCAGGCAGUUCGGAGACAGCACCCACACUUUGGUCACGACUUCCGGCACCCAGAAUGGACGCCAGCAUGGGAGAUCUACGCGCGCACGCUGCUGUGGUAACCAGGGUGACGUCAAAGGAUCACGAGGGAGGGCAACAGGUGGACCCCAAUGGGGAAACAGUGGACGAAGUCCUGAACGUCCACCCAUCCUUCCUGGAGUGCUCGGGAUGCAGCGAGUCCAUACGGGACCGCUACUUCCUGCGCGCCAUGGACAAGUACUGGCACGAGGACUGCCUGGCCUGCGACCUGUGCCAGUGCCGGCUCGGCGAGGUCGAUUGCUACAUGUACACCAAGAUGGGCCGCAAACUCUGCAAGAGAGACUACCUCAGGCUGUUUGCGCCAAGCGGUGUGUGCUCUGCCUGCAAGCGAUCCAUACCUGCGUACGAGAUGGUCAUGACGGUGAGUCCGGGUCGCGUCUUCCACCUCGAGUGCUUCAAGUGCUCGCAGUGCGAGAAACACUUCUGCGUGGGCGACAAGUAUUACCUGAUGGGCGCCAACAUCGUCUGCGAGGACCACUGAACCCAAACACACCCAUCAAGAGACGUCCAGAGCUCGAUGCGUGGAUUCCUAUAAUUGGAGGAAUGUGGAGCAGAAAGCAACCUGCACUUGAUUGGCUGAGAUCGGCCACUGUGUUUGACCGUAACCGUGACUGGUAGACCCAUUGUCGACUGAACGCGUUUACUUGGAAACAUAAGGCUACCAAGAAACCCCAAAUGACAAAAUUUGUAGGCCUAACAGUGGUCGAUGUUUCAUGGGUGAAAUAAAAAGAUACAUAAUUCCCGAUUGGUUGGUUGUCGCGCUUCAGACUCUAUUGUUGGAAGCCACACGGACCAAGGCGUGCAUAGCUCGGUGGAUUCCUAUGAUUCCUCCAAUAAGAGCCUACGGCGGUGAGUACAGAUGUAUCUGGUAUACACUUUGACCCAUCAACAAGACUGCUGUCGCUCUCUAGGUCAUUCGCAACGAGCCUUUACCGCCGCCCUGUUGGAUCAGACGGUCUUCCAGAAACCGCACAGCCACUGGCUGCCGCAUUAUCCAAUCAACUCUAGACUGGAACACGCAUUUGUUGGCACCAGAAACAAAGUGCGCACGACCUAUUCGUUGAAAGAUGUGUAAUGGGUCAAUGGGACGACCAAAACAUUGCACGUCCAUUGUGUUAGAUCUACUGAAUUAACACUAACCCCCAAGGGUUAUUUAAAAUCGUAUUGAAGUUGAAUGAUUUGGGACUAUUAGGGUUUAAGUUGUAGCUUUCUGUCAACGAAAACUCCUCAGAAGAACUAAAGCGGACUACCAGCUCCUCUCAAUAACCGUCGACUUGGACUAGCAAGAUUUAGAGUUGAAAUUUGUUGAUGAAUGGAGAGAGGAAAUUGUAAUCUUUGGGGCCUGAGGAAGAACAGUUUGAAUGGGCGGGGGGGCAUUGUAGACAUUUUGCAGAUCACUUGUUUAAUAAUGGGAUACUUUUCUGCAUCUUGUCAAGAGUUUAAGGGAUAGAUGAGCUGUGAAUAUGUUAGAUAUCUUCAAUAUAUUUUCUGACAAAAUGUUAACUAAAGGAAGUUAGAUAAUUCACAAAUUUCUUUACUCUGUCGUAUGCAGUUAAUGCAUUUCGGUUUUUAUUGAAAUGUGUACUCUUAAUGAAAUGAUCAGUAUGACAGAACAGUGAUAGACGAAUUUCUACCAUCA
Messenger RNA from Acanthaster planci (crown-of-thorns starfish), 2276 nucleotides. RefSeq names its product LIM domain only 2 (gene lmo2). The record is from RefSeq and is a predicted model, not a curated record. NCBI's taxonomy places the organism in Eukaryota, Metazoa, Echinodermata, Asteroidea, Valvatida, Acanthasteridae. Gene Ontology annotation, biological process: positive regulation of transcription by RNA polymerase II. Gene Ontology annotation, cellular component: nucleus. Gene Ontology annotation, molecular function: DNA-binding transcription factor binding; transcription coactivator activity.